Messenger RNA from Colletotrichum truncatum, 1005 nucleotides. Lineage: Eukaryota; Fungi; Ascomycota; Sordariomycetes; Glomerellales; Glomerellaceae. The record is from RefSeq and is a predicted model, not a curated record.
AUGGCUUCGUUACAACCAGACGUCGUGGUAGAACCAGAUGAUUUCAACGACAAUGAUUCGUCGUUGGGUGAUGAUGCCACGUCGUCGACGGCGAGUAUGAACAGCUCGAUACUCGACUAUCGCAGGGAGAACGGCCGCACAUACCACAGAUUUAGAGACGGAAAGUACCACUUUCCAAAUGAUGAGGCGGAGAAUGAUCGGUUAGACUUGCAACACCACAUCUUCUAUCUGUCGUUUGAUGGCAGGCUCGGAUUGUCCCCUCCCAAUGAGGCGGAUGCCAAGGUCGGACGUGUGCUGGACCUCGGCACGGGAACCGGCAUCUGGGCCAUGGAUUAUGGCGACGAGCACCCUGGUGCAGAGAGCCUGACAUUGAAUCUACAGGUCAUCGGUGUCGAUCUGUCUCCCACGCAGCCAGAGUUCGUCCCACCCAAUGUCAAAUUCGAAAUCGACGACAUCGAGGACAGCUGGACCUACUCCCAGCCCUUCGACUACAUCCACAGCCGCAUGAUGAACGCGAGUGUCUCAAAAUGGGAGGAAUACCUAGGUCAAGCCUACGCAAACCUCAACCCGGGCGGCUGGCUCGAGCUCCAGGAGUUCAACCUCCCCCUCUCUGACGACGACACCCUAAAGCCAGAGCACUCUCUCUACCAAUCGAUGGCCUACCUCGGUGAGGCCGCUGCGAAGCUCAACCACGCCUUCAUUGACCUCAACGCACUCAAACCUAUGAUGGAGGCCGCGGGCUUCGUCGACGUGAUGGAGAUGCGCUUCAAAUGGCCCAGCAACACCUGGCCGCGCAACCAAAAGUUCAAGGAGCUUGGCGCGUGGAAUUACGAGAACAUCACCAGUGGUCUACAGGGGUUCCUUAUGGCGUUCCUGACGCGAGGGCUCAGCUGGCGCGCCGACGAGGUCAACGUUCUCGCUGCGCAGACGAGGAAGGAUGUCGGAGACCGAAACAUCCACGCCUACUGGCCCAUGAUCGUUGUGUACGGCAGAAAGCCCGAGUGA